AUGCAUCGCUCAUGAUGAAAGCGGCACGUAAUGAAGCUGUCAGACCAAAUCCCGAAUCUCAGAGCCACAAAUCCCCUGCGGACGCAGAGCUGGACAUGACAGCACUGAUAGAUGAUGGGAGAAAACAUGGCCUGACAACAGCAGGUCGGCGGCUCCAUCUGAUCAGCUGUGGUGACAUGGGGGAUAAGGAGUUGAUGUGGGCCCUGAAAAACGGAGAUCUGGAUGAAGUGAAGAAUAUUCUAGUGAAGGCCGAGGAUGUGAACAGGACUCUGGAAGGAGGCCGAAAGCCGCUUCAUUACGCAGCUGACUGCGGUCAGACUGAGAUGCUGGAGUUCCUGCUGUCCAAAGGAGCCGAUGUCAACGCUCCAGAUAAACAUGGCAUCACUCCGCUGCUGUCGGCCACAUAUGAGGGUCACGUCACCUGCGUCAAGAUCCUUCUGGAGAAGGGUGCCGAUAAGAACCGGAAAGGUCCAGAUGGUUUGAGCGCGUUCGAGGCGGCUGAAAGCGAAGCCAUCAAAGCUCUACUAGAGUGAGCAGACGCUGCCGGCAGCGGAGAGGUUCUGACCACUGGAUCCAGCAAACUCACACACACACAAACACACACACACACACACACCUCUCUGUAUCUGCCCGCUGGCUGCAUCAGAUCCUCUAGGUUUCCUUUUGUUUGUUCUCCUCCAUUUUUUUAUUUUAUUUUAGGGGAGGUGCUUAAUUUCCCUUCUAGUUUAUAAGAGUCAGUCAUUGGCUGAUGGACCUGUCACUCAUGGCUACGGACCAAUGGGAACGCCUGUCUAACACCACUAACAAAAAACAUGGACUUUAGAGUUCAGACUACAGCGCAGACUCUGUGAGUGAGUGAGUGUAUGAUGAUGAUGAUGAUGAUGAUGUGUGUUGUUUUUCAGACUGUUAAAGGUGCAAAUGCAAUUAGACGUUAAACAAGUUGGAAAAAAAGAAACUCUAGCUGAUGAAUUUCCCUGCACUCCGUUUCCCUCCUCCAGCGCUCCGACAUUCCCGUCACAUUGUAGAUGCUCAAAGAACAAAUAUUAGACUUCAGACGCUCGAGUCGUUCUGCUGACGCUCACACUCGCUUCUCUGCCCCUUUGAAUUUGUGUUGUUGUGGCAAAAAUAAAUGAAUUCUCAGCUGCUGUGCGCUUGUAGAGUGUUAAACAGGUGUGCUCGGAUGGGGGGACGCCAGGUCUCUCUCUUCUCUCUUUCUCUUUCUUUCUCAAUUCAGUUCAAACUUGCUUAAUUGGCACGACAAAUGUUACAAAUGCGUCUCUAAAGCAUUUGUAGUGUUUACAUUAAAUAAAACAAAUGAAAACCAAUAACAUAGCAGUAGAGACAAGAACAUAAUAAUAAGAAAUGCAUUAAUAAUAAACAGUUGGAUCUCUCAAAAACAGCUUUCUCUCUCUCUCUUCAAUUCAAACUUGAUUAAUCAGCAUCACAAAUGCUUGUUUCAAAGCAUUUGUAGUGUUUACAUUAAAUAAAACACAUGAAAACAAAUGACAAAACAGUAGUGAUGAAUAAUAAUAAUGCAAAUACAAUAAUAAUUUUGUAUGCAUAACAAUUGGAUCACUCUCUUUAUCUCUCUCUCUCUCUCUCUCUGCAUGAUGGUGUUUAAGCUUUUCAGUUCAGUCGAUUUGCUCCGACCUGCAGAUGAACAUUUUAAACAUCCAUAUCUGGCAUUGUUGUUGAAAUAAUAAGUCCGUUUGAAAACAAAUCAAAUAAAACCGUUUCAAAUUG
Molecule: messenger RNA, 1743 nt
Organism: Danio aesculapii
Lineage: Eukaryota; Metazoa; Chordata; Actinopteri; Cypriniformes; Danionidae
Gene: mtpn
Product: myotrophin
Exons: 5
Coding region: 12-533 (173 amino acids)
Biological process (GO): regulation of barbed-end actin filament capping
Cellular component (GO): cytoplasm; nucleus
Molecular function (GO): protein binding
Source: RefSeq, a predicted model, not a curated record